This is a messenger RNA of Galeopterus variegatus (Sunda flying lemur), 2831 nucleotides long. RefSeq names its product ring finger protein 207 (gene RNF207). The record is from RefSeq and is a predicted model, not a curated record. The transcript is spliced from 16 exons. Bases 1 to 2058 code for a protein of 685 amino acids. NCBI's taxonomy places the organism in Eukaryota, Metazoa, Chordata, Mammalia, Dermoptera, Cynocephalidae. Gene Ontology annotation, molecular function: Hsp70 protein binding; transmembrane transporter binding; zinc ion binding. Gene Ontology annotation, biological process: regulation of heart looping; regulation of cardiac muscle contraction. Gene Ontology annotation, cellular component: perinuclear region of cytoplasm.
AUGUCGGGAGCUAUCUUCGCGCCCCUAGAGGGCCCGGGCACCCCGGAUGCCGCGAGCGGCCACCCGCUCGUGUGCCCGCUGUGCCAGGCACAGUACGAGCGCCCGUGCCUGCUGGACUGCUUCCACGACUUCUGCGCCGGCUGCCUGCGCGGCCGGGCCACCGACAGCCGCCUCGCCUGCCCGCUGUGCCAACACCAGACAGUGGUGAUGGGUCCCAGCGGGCUCCCGCCGGUGGACAGACUGCUGCAGUUCCUGGUGGACAGCUCCAGGGAAGGCGUGGAAGUUGUGCGCUGUGCCAACUGCGACCUGGAGUGCAGCAAGCAGGACGCGGAGACCACGUACUUCUGCAACACGUGUGGCCAGCCCCUGUGCGCGCGCUGCCGCGACGAGACGCACCGGGCACGCAUGUUCGCGCGCCACGACAUCGUGGCCCUGGGCCAGCGGAGCCGCGACGUGCUGCAGAAGUGCCCGCUGCACGCUGAGCCCUACAUCCUGUUCUCCACCGACAAGAAGUCGCUGCUGUGCAUCCGCUGCUUCCGGGACCUGCAGGGGUGGGUAGAGGGGGCCAGGGGGCAGGGCUGGGGGCGGGCGGGCGGGGCUGUGGGACCCGCGGCGGCCGUGAAGGCCCUGCAGACGGCCACGCGGGAGGCCAUCGCGCUGCUGCAGGCCAUGGUGGAGGAGGUGCGGCGCAGCGCCGAUGAGGAGGAGGCUGCCAUCCACGCCCUGUUCGGCAGCAUGCAGGACAAACUGGCAGAGAGGAAAGCACUGCUGCUGCAGACUGUGCAGAGCCAAUAUGAAGAGAAAGACAAGGCCUUCAAGGAGCAGCUCUCCCACCUGGCCGCCUUGCUGCCCACCCUGCAGGUCCACCUGGUCAUCUGCUCUUCCUUCCUCAGCUUGGCCAACAAGGCUGAGUUCCUGGACCUGGGCUACGAACUGCUGGAGAGGCUGCAGGGCAUCGUCACGCGGCCUCACCGCCUAAGGCCAGCACAGAGCAGCAAGGUUGCCAGUGACCACCGCACAGAGUUUGCACGCUGCCUGGAACCCCUGCUGCUGUGGGGGCCACGCAGGGUGGCUGCUGCCACAGGUGGCUCCAACACGCUGGCAGGGGGCUCAGGCCCCAAGGUGCUGAUGGGGCCCAGCUGCCCCUCCCCAGAGGGAAAGAUGUCGGGGUCACCAGUCCAAAAGCCCACACUGCACCGGUCCAUCAGCACCAAGGUGCUGCUGGCCGAGGGUGAGGACACACCCUUCACGGAGCACUGCCACCGCUAUGAAGACGCCUACCAGGGCCUACAGGUGGAGAUGCAGAACCUGAAGGACCAAGUACAGGAUUUGCACCGGGACCUCACCAAGCACCACUCGCUCAUCAAGGCUGAGAUCAUGGGAGACAUCCUGCACAAGUCCCUGCAGCUGGACACGCAGAUCGCCACGGAGUAUGCCUCCCUGGAGGGCCUGAGAGCGGUCUUCCAGGAGAUUUGGGAGGAAUCCUAUCAGCGAGUGGCUAACGAGCAGGAGAUUUAUGAAGCCCAGCUCCAUGACCUUCUCCAGCUGAAGCAGGAGAAUGCCUACCUGACCACCAUUACCAGGCAGAUCACGCCCUACGUCCGCUCCAUUGCCAAGGUGAAGGAGAGGCUGGAGCCCAGGUUUCAGGCACCUGUAGAUGAUCAGCCGGAGAAUCCACAGCACAUGUAUGACGACAGCGACAAUGGUGAGACCCUGAAACCCAGGCAAUGGCUCUUCCUCAGAAAUGAGAUUUAUGAGACGGAUGCAUUUCUGGUUCUGAAGACAUGGUCACCUACUGGGGCCUUCCAGAAAGGCCUUCCAUCCCAAAAGCCUUGGCCAGAGUGGAUUUUAGUGCAGGGACACAGCAAGCCAGGGGAGCAGGGCAGGCAAGCUCGGAUGAAACUGACUGUUCCUCUAGGAGCGACCCAGGAAGUGUCACAGAAUAGAGGACAACCUAAAGGAAACAGCCUCUCAGAAGAGCCUGCACUGAAAAAUAAAGAUCAUCACAGACCCAAACGGAAAAGAGGGGGACGGAGAGGCUCCCGAUUUAGCAAAUGAGACCAGCCUCAAGUGGCUGAGAUAUCACAAUACAUACAUCAAAAAUGGACACUUAAGAAAGUGUUUCCAUUAAGGUUCCUUCUUUAGAAGGUAAUUUAAAAUAGUAAAUUUACCAACAGUAAAACCCAGAAACUCUCUGACAUGUCAGAAUUUCCGAUUCCUUGGCUGGGGCUAAAUUUCGCUUUUUCUUGUACUCACAUGGCAUGAAGUCCUGGUCCUUAUCACAGCAGCAUGGGACAACUUCCUGGUCCGUGUGGAAAACAUUCAGUGCAUGAACAUCCAGCCUAAAAUACCUCGCUCGUUCUGCAUCAACGCACUGAGUGUGUGUGUGCUGGGCCCUGUACUAGGAUAGAGCGUGAUCUGUGGUCUGAGUUUUAGGUAACAAGACUCCCCCACUGCGCAGCACCUGCUCCACCUCAAAGGAAUCCAGUUUCUCUGGAAUCACAGCCCCACUGUUAAUCUGGUGCUACUGGAAAGUUCCACCCAGUAAUCUGAGCAGUGACUCACAAAAGGGCAAAGAACCUUCACUCCAGCUUCUCUCCCUGUGGCGAGGGCAGAACUCAUGAAGUCAAGGAAGAGCACAUGGCCAGCCCGAUGGUCACCAUGACAAACUCAUUCCUUUCCCCAACUACUGUCGCUCUCCUGUUCACCUUCUGUUGAUAACAGAGCAUGAUGAAGCAGCACCUUUUUUCUAGUAGUUUUUCCUAGUAGUUUUCCAUUUCUACACAGUACCUUUUUUAUUGAGAGGAGUUUAAUAAAUGCUUUUAAAAAAA